AUGCCUCGCUUCACCAGCCCCUUUGACGGAGCCCAGCUCUUCUAUAGGGAUUACCAACCUACUAGCAAUCCCCGUCCCUUCAACCUGGACAAAUCCUAUGCAAGCAAGCAGAAACCAGCACUGGUAUUCAUCCAUGGAUGGCCAAUGUCUUCGCUGAUGUUUGAACAACAAACUCUCGCCCUUUGCGAGACUUAUCGAUUCAGAUGCAUUGCCCCUGAUCGCCGUGGUUUCGGCCAAAGUGACUGGAAUGGUGGGAAUUGUGCCGAACCGGGCAAGGAGCAGAUAGAUUAUAACGUCUUCGCCCAGGAUGCGGCCCAUCUGUUAGAGAAACUUGAUAUCGGUCCGUUUGUUUUUGUGGCAGCGAGCAUGGGUCCAGGAGAAACUCUGCUAGCGUACGAGCGCAGCGAAUACGUAAGAAGUAACUGCAAGGGGUUCUUUUGGAUAGGCCCCGCGCUUCCAUACCCCCUGGCUACACCAGAAAACCCUACUGCGCCAUCGCGCGAGCUUUGGGACUCGAUUCUCCAAGGAUUCCGUGGCUCGCGGGCUGAUUACACACAUGUAGCUCUACCCCCAUCGCUCUCUGUACCUUCACCUGAGCACAAGUUGUCAGAGUUCACGCUCCGACGGUUUGAAGGCUUUGUUGCUCAGGCGGAUUCCGUUGCCAUCGAGCGCUGUGUCCAGAUCAUCACGGGGGUGGAUUUCACAAAUCGCUUGCGAGAACUUGGUGCAGAGACUGACAUCCCUAUCAUGUGCGUCCAUGGGGAUCAGGAUUUGGGUUGUCCCAUUGAAGCCACUUCCCAAAUCAUCAGGGAAAUCAUCCCCAGGACGGUGGUUAGGAAGUAUAAGUCGGGAGCUCACGGCCUGUAUAUUACGCAUGGUGAACAACUUGUUCAGGAUAUAUUGGCAUUUAUUGAAGGCUCAGCGUCUUAG
Molecule: messenger RNA, 930 nt
Organism: Histoplasma mississippiense
Lineage: Eukaryota; Fungi; Ascomycota; Eurotiomycetes; Onygenales; Ajellomycetaceae
Exons: 3
Coding region: 1-930 (309 amino acids)
Molecular function (GO): catalytic activity
Source: RefSeq, a predicted model, not a curated record